Lachnellula hyalina is the source of this 1725-nucleotide messenger RNA. Its product is annotated as Transcriptional regulatory protein. Gene Ontology annotation, biological process: regulation of DNA-templated transcription. NCBI's taxonomy places the organism in Eukaryota, Fungi, Ascomycota, Leotiomycetes, Helotiales, Lachnaceae. The coding region runs from base 1 to 1725 and encodes 574 amino acids. The record is from RefSeq and is a predicted model, not a curated record. The transcript is spliced from 3 exons. Gene Ontology annotation, molecular function: zinc ion binding; DNA-binding transcription factor activity, RNA polymerase II-specific.
AUGGAUAGACGUGUUCGCACUGGCUGCGUGACCUGUCGAAAAAGACGCAUCAAAUGCGACGAAGCAAAGCCUUUCUGCGCUCGCUGUCGAUCUGCAAACUUUGUUUGUGAAGGUUACGCGACACCAAAGCAGGCUCCAGAAACAGCGCUCCUUUCCCACUCUAGCCCUGGACGUAAAUCUCACUCUCUUCGUGAAAGGUCCUCAUUCGGUGAGCUCUCAUGGCGGCACACAAAUUGGCGGCAGGAGCAAUUACCCCUCUAUCACCACUUUGUAACGACAACCGUUGUUAGACUCUUCAGGAGCGACCAUGUCAACUUCUGGCGGGAUCAAGUGGCGCAGAUGUCGUUCGGCUUGGACAUCGUCUAUGAGGCUCUUUUAGCUAUCGGGGCAAUGCACAGGUCAUCACUUCUCAGAUGUCUGAAUGAAAACGCCACAGAAGCUACUAGAUUAAAAGUGCUCGGGCUCCGUGCCUAUGGAGAGACUCUCCGAUUGCUACCCAGUCAUUUGGGUCGGAAUACAGUGACGGAAAUCUCUGCUAUACUUGUCGUCCUAAUGCUUCUCAGUUAUUUCGAGUGUUUUAUGGAGAAUCCCAAGGGUACUUUUCGUCAUUUAUGGGCAGCAAUACAGCUUCUUCGAACUUCAGAGAACCGCUUCUCCGAUGCUGAAGUCUCGCACAUACUACCAGUCUAUGAUGCCAUGCUUCGUCUGGACUUCCUAGCGCAGAAGCUCGUGCCUUAUGCGGGUUCGUCUUUCCUGAGAUUCUCGAAUGUAGCCAGUUUGGAAAGUCCAUUUUGGAAUAGAGUCUCACCUGAAUUCUCGGAUGAUCACCAUAUAGAUCCGAUCGCUGUGGAGCGGGCAAACUCGCCGGCAACAUUCGCGAGCUUUGAUGGCCAAGAGAGCGCCAACUUAGACGCUACUCCUAUGGAAUCGCUUCCGAUUCCUCCCUUCCCAGCUCAUUUCUCCUCUACUGACGCAGCACUGAAUGUUGUGAUGUAUAAUGCUUACAUGGGAUGUGCCGUGGCAAUGAUCGGUACAAAUGACCCGGACCCAGCUGCUCGAGAAUUAGAAGCUUUCAAACUCAUCUAUGAGACCCUUCGUAUUGCCGCGGGACUGAUUGAAAAGCACAAAGAGAGUCUAUACAAGCCAUGUGAUGCCAUCAGUGUUGGAAUCUCAACGUACCUCUUUCACAGUGCCCGUCGAUGCUUCUCCUCGACCUGGCAGAAAUGGACAAUUGCUGCUCUUCGAUCAAUAGGCCGUGAAGGUCUAUCCAACGGCUUCACUUUAGCGAACACCCUCGAAACGAUGUGUGAACUUGAGGCUCGGAUGCGUCACGAUAACGUCACACGUUCGUGCAACAUUGCAGCGAAGUCUCCGCUAGGCCCUAUAAACAGCCGAUUGAUACCUCUUCUGCUACCUCAUGAGGAAGGUUCCCAACUCUUGGCGUUCUACCUCCGGUACGGAAAUAUGGAAAACGAUCGCGAUGAGCAAGGCGUUCAAGUUGUGGCAAAGGCUACUUGGACUGAAGACAUUAGCGGUACCGUCAAGUCAACAAAACUUGAUAUGUACGAAUCAGCUGCUGCAGGAGAUCUCGGCGCAACAAAUAGACCUCAGGCGGUUGAACUUUUUCACUCCUGGCGCAAUGAGGUCGAAAAGGGGUGGCAUGGAUAUUUGACAAAAGAAGUCCAGGAGGGAUUUCUCCAAAGAGAAGGUCUUCUAGAUCCAUGA